Prorocentrum cordatum is the source of this 255-nucleotide messenger RNA. The record is from the annotation of a GenBank genome assembly. Lineage: Eukaryota; Dinophyceae; Prorocentrales; Prorocentraceae.
GACGCCAGCGCCUCGCUGCUGGCGGAGGCACUGGGGCACCUGCGGACCGCGCGCCGCGAGGGCCUGGGCCUGGACGGGAGCCUGGAGGUGCUGGACCUGUCGGACAACCACCUCGCAGCGGGCGCGGUCGACUCGAUCGGCCCCCUGCUGCUGGACGGCGGGCCCCUGCGGCGGCUGGCGCUCUCGCACAACAAGCUGCGGCGGCCGGGGGCCCUGCGCCUGGCGGAGUGGCUGCCCUGGCGGAGGGCCGGGUGC